AUCCAUUUAGCAAGCCAUUCCCAUUUCACUUUUAACCCUUUUCUACCCAAUUUGGAACCCAAUUUUUCAUGUCAUUCCCUUAAAUCCUAGCCCAAUUUUCUCAGUGUUAACAGCGUACAUCAAUACCCAUACGCGUCUUCUUCUUCUUCUUCUUCAACGGGACGAACCCAGAAACGAAAUCGUACCAUUUCCAGCCUUAAAUCUCCUCUAGUUAAGGCUCUUUCUUCUUCAAUGUUUAGGGUUUGAGACAGUGAAAGGAGAAAACAGAAAGUAGAUUUUAGGGCGAUAAUUCUUAUAUAUAUAACUAAAAUUUCUGAUUUCAUUGCUUUGGGGGUUCGAGAUUAUAUCGAAUUUUUUUGUUGCUGGUGGUAGAAAGCUUUGCUCGGGUCGACUUCUCAGUUCGCUGCUUCAAAAGAGAUUGGAUUUUUGAAAUAUGACGUUGUUGAAGAGGUAUGUGUUGAGAUUGUUCAUAUCAUUGAAGUACAUCACCGCAAAUGUGGUAGACAGAAACAACGGACGUAUAGUAGCAACAUCAUCUACUGUUGAACAUUCAGUGAAACAGUCACUUGAGUGCGGUAGAACUUGCAAUGCAAAGGCUGCAGCGAUUGUAGGAGAAGUGUUGGCAAUGCGUCUCAAAGUGGAGGGUCUUGAUCAGGGGCAAGGAAACGGGAUCCAUGUCAAUGUAAAUAAAGAGGUUGAGAAGAAAGGUUUCAAGAAUCGUACAAAAGUUUGGGCUAUAGUUAACGGCCUUAAGAGCAAUGGAGUGAAACUUAUUUUGGAUGACAAUGAAAAUGACAGUUGUCGCCCUAACUUCCACUAGAACAGUGCGCU
Solanum tuberosum (potato) is the source of this 831-nucleotide messenger RNA. RefSeq lists its product as uncharacterized. The transcript is spliced from 2 exons. Lineage: Eukaryota; Viridiplantae; Streptophyta; Magnoliopsida; Solanales; Solanaceae. Gene Ontology annotation, cellular component: ribosome. The record is from RefSeq and is a predicted model, not a curated record. Gene Ontology annotation, molecular function: 5S rRNA binding; structural constituent of ribosome. Bases 434 to 820 code for a protein of 128 amino acids. Gene Ontology annotation, biological process: translation.